CAUCAUUCUUGUUCUUUCCUGAUCUGUCAAGAACGAGUAGUGUCCUCAACAACGAGAAAUUAACGAAACCCACGCCACCUUCAGCUUCAGGAAUCUCUCUGCCAUGGAGGAUUACAAUAGAUCGAGAUCAUCCGUGAACGGGGUGAUGGGGAUGGAAAGCUACCAUCCGCCUCCGAGACAGCCCACUUCCUAUGAUCUCCAGUGCUAUAGUGCUUCCUACGCACAGACCCAGAUCGGUAUGGCUAAUAACCACAAUCCCGGCAGCAACAACAAUGAUUUCGAGUUGAAGAAAGGGAAGAGCACUUCUAGGUCGUCAUCAUCAUCAACCAAGUCUUGGAGCGUCAGUGACCCUGAGUUUCAAAGGAAAAAGAGGAUUGCCAGCUACAAGAUGUACAGUGUCGAGGGUAAAGUGAAGGGGUCCUUGAGGAGGAGCUUCCGGUGGCUGAAAGACAGGUACACUCAGGUCGUCUACGGUUGGUGGUGAUUCAAUGACUUUGGCUGGUUAAAUUUCGUUUCUUGUUUCCUUUUCUUUAUGUUUUGUGGUUGUAUUCAAUUUGAUACAUGUUUGAGCUAAAGUUCCAAAUUUUUGUGUCAAAAAUGAAAUCCAGAUUUGUGGAUUGGCCACUUGCGGACUAGUUGAUUGUAAAUUUGGAUAACGAAGCUCUGUUGCCUGGAAAUCACUUCUUGUCCUUUGAAAACCUUGAUGCAUGUUAUGAAUUUCUCAGCUUUUAUCAUCUUGACUGGCUAUCACAUGCUUUGUGAAUUGUGAAUUGUGAUGGAAGGAGUUCAAUCUGAUGCAGCAUUUGCCAUAGCUUUCUUCCCUCUUUCCUCAUUAGCAAAGUAGAGAGUUGUAAGUUCCUUUAGCCUAGUAGUUUUAGAAAUCAAGAUCUCCUAAUAUGGUAUGUGAGUUUGUUUUUCUUAUCCAUCGAGUCCGAUGGUUUUCUAGAAGAAUGCUUUCCUCCUAAAUUUAUCGAUUCUAUAUUUAAUUAGUUCCUGGUUUUGUUGUUUUAUUUCUGCUAGUCAAUGCUAUUGUAGUGGCACAGAAAUCUGGGAUUGUUUCAUUCACUUCCAAAGAAUCUGUGUUCAUUUGUUUUGAUGAUCUGAUCAUAAUCUUUUUAUCAUGCCAAUUUAAUUAUACUAUACCUCCCUGAGUUCGUUCUUGGGGCAACUCCAUUUAAAGCAUUCCAUCCAAGGAUUCCUUCUUAUUCCUUACAUUCAAUUUUUUUUUUCUUUUAUUGUGGUGGUUUGGUUUUCAUUAUGUUCUACUGCAUCCUCAGUUGUUUGUUCCUGUAGUUUAUCUUCGCUUUAAUCAUUGGCAUAAUAGUUGAUACUGUC
Molecule: messenger RNA, 1335 nt
Organism: Rubroshorea leprosula
Lineage: Eukaryota; Viridiplantae; Streptophyta; Magnoliopsida; Malvales; Dipterocarpaceae
Source: the annotation of a GenBank genome assembly